AUGGAUAUUUGGGCUGAGAUUCAUACACAUUUUGCAUCUGUAGCUCAUGAGAAAGACUCGAUACACCUCUUCAUCUUUCUAAUGUGGCACAUAUGGAAGCGAAGGAACUGUUGGGUGUUUAGAAAGCAACACAUUGAAUUUCAGGAGGUUGUCAAUACAACAAUCAAUCACCAUGAUGAUUACUAUACAACCCAAGUUAUCAACCAGAACCCGCAAACAUCAUCCUCUACAGUUCAAAGUGCCCUUAUUCCUCCACCGAUGGGUGUCAUCAAAAUCAAUUUCAGUGCAGCCACUAACAAGCAUCAACAAUAUGGAUCAAUUGCAACCUUUGCUAGUGACCACCAUAGCUUACCAUGUGGAUGGGCUUGUAGAAGGAUAGUAGGAAUUUCAAAUCCUCUGAUCUUGGAAUCUCUAGCUUGUCGAGAAGCACUUAUCCUAGCCAAAGCUAAAGGUUUCUCUAAUGUUAUCAUAGAAGGAGAUUCCCAAGUUCUCAUUCGAGCCAUCCAAGGGAGUACAACUGUAGUUGAAAUUCAGGGAAUUCUACAUGACAUUCGUCAUCUCUCAAAAAUGUUCCCCCAUGUUGAUUUCUCAUUUGUUAGAAGAGAGUGUAACCAAGCAGCCCAUAGCCUGGUAUCAAAAGCUUUAAGGGACCCUUCUUUCUCAUGUAACCCUUUAGCUCAACUUAUUUUUGUAUCUUAUGCUUUACCCCCUUAG
Molecule: messenger RNA, 714 nt
Organism: Hevea brasiliensis (rubber tree)
Lineage: Eukaryota; Viridiplantae; Streptophyta; Magnoliopsida; Malpighiales; Euphorbiaceae
Exons: 1
Coding region: 1-714 (237 amino acids)
Molecular function (GO): RNA-DNA hybrid ribonuclease activity; nucleic acid binding
Source: RefSeq, a predicted model, not a curated record